CAAAUAAGUGUGUGUCAGUGUAAUGCUUCUUCCCAAAUAAGUGUGUGUCAGUGUAGUGCUUCUUCCCAAAUAAGUAUGUGUCAGUGUAGUGCUUCUUACCAAAUAAGUAUGUGUCAGUGUAGUGCUUCUUCCCAAAUAAGUGUGUGUCAGUGUAGUGCUUCUUCCCAAAUAAGUGUGUGUAGGUGUAGUGCUUCGUCCCAAAUAAGAGUGUGUCAUUGUAGUGCUUCUUCCCAAAUAAGUGUGUGUCAGUGUAGGGCUUCUUCCCAAAUAGAUGUGUGUCAGUGUAGUGCUUCUUCACAAAUAAGUGUGUGUCAGUGUAGUGCUUCUUCCCAAAUAGGUGUGUGUCUGUGUAGUGCUUCUUCACAAAUAAGUGUGUGUCAGUGUAGUGCUUCUUCCCAAAUAGGUGUGUGUCCGUGUAGUGCUUCUUCCCAAAUAGGUGUGUUUCUGUUUAGUGCUUCUUCCCAAAUAGGUGUGUUUCUGUUUAGUGCUUCUUCCCAAAUAGGUGAGUGUCAGUGUAGUGCUUCUUCCCCAAUAAGUGUGUGUCGGUGUAGUGCUUCUUCCCAAAUAGGUGUGUGUCUAUGUAGUGCUUCUUCCCAAAUAGCUGUGUGUCAGUGUAGUGCAUCUUCCCAAAUAAGUGUGUGUCAGUGUAGUGCUUCUUCCCAAAUAAGAGUGUGUCAGUGUAGUGCUUCUUCCCAAAUAGGUGUGUGUCUGUGUAGUGUUUCUGCCCAAAUAGGUGUGUGUCAGUGUAGUGCUUCUUCCCAAAUAAGUGUGUGUCAGUGUAGUGCUUCUUCCCAAAUAAGUGUGAGACAGUGUAGUGCUUCUUCCCAAAUAAGUGUGUGUCAGUGUAGUGCUUCUUCCCAAAUAAGUUUGUGUCUGUGUAGUGCUUCUUCCCAAAUAGGUGUGUGUCUGUGUAGUGCUUCUUCCCAAAUAAGUGUGUGUCAGUGUAGUGCUUCUUCCCAAAUAAGUGUGUGUCAGUGUAGUGCUUCUUCCCAAAUAAGUGUGUGUAAGUGUCGAGCUUAUCGCAAAUAAGUGUAAGUCAGUGUAGUGCUUCUUCCCAAAUAAGUGUGUGUAAGUGUAGUGCUUCUUCCCAAAUAAAUGUGUGUCAGUAUAGUGCUUCUUCCCAAAUAAGUGUGUGUCAGUGUAGUGUUUCUUCCCAAAUACGUGUGUGUCAGUGUAGUGGUUCUUCCCAAA
This is a messenger RNA of Schistocerca gregaria, 1191 nucleotides long. RefSeq names its product integrin beta-2-like. The record is from RefSeq and is a predicted model, not a curated record. NCBI's taxonomy places the organism in Eukaryota, Metazoa, Arthropoda, Insecta, Orthoptera, Acrididae. The transcript is spliced from 4 exons. Bases 76 to 1029 code for a protein of 317 amino acids.